Aspergillus heteromorphus CBS 117.55 is the source of this 2040-nucleotide messenger RNA. Its product is annotated as fungal specific transcription factor domain-containing protein. The record is from RefSeq and is a predicted model, not a curated record. Lineage: Eukaryota; Fungi; Ascomycota; Eurotiomycetes; Eurotiales; Aspergillaceae. Bases 1 to 2040 code for a protein of 679 amino acids. The transcript is spliced from 2 exons. Gene Ontology annotation, cellular component: nucleus. Gene Ontology annotation, molecular function: zinc ion binding; DNA-binding transcription factor activity, RNA polymerase II-specific. Gene Ontology annotation, biological process: regulation of DNA-templated transcription.
AUGGAAUCGGCUCCCGCGACGGACCGGCGACGAAGCUGUCGGUUCUGCCGCAGUCGCAAGCUGCGCUGCUCCGGCGCCAGCGUUUGCAGCGCCUGCAAGGACCGUCAGAUCGAAUGUCUCUACGACCAGGGCGGCCCCAAGGGCCGUCCCCGCGUCACUGGCGCUCGCUCGGGCCACCGUCCAGUCGCCAGGCAAACUGGCUCCGAUCCCAUCAUGAAGCAGACCCCCUGGACCUCGCCCCCCAGUCCGUCCGAGACCGGGGCUGCCGGUCAGCUGUUUUCUCCGCGUCUCAAAAGUGUCGCCGAGGCGCUGCUGGAGGUCUCCACCGAGACCCGGGAGAAGCUGCAUGGCCAUAGCCUGGACGGCUUCCCCUUGACUCGCACCGGGUCGCUGCAUCUGGGGGCGCCCAAGCUUGGUUAUCGCGAUCUCGUCAUGGUCCUCACCCAGGAUCUGGUGGAUGCCACGGUGGCCCGGUUCAGCAGUCUCGACUGUCUCUCCUUCUUCCCCGACGAGGCUCAGUCCUGGAAACAUUCCGGGGCGUCCACCCCAGACGGGUCGUCCAAAGCCUUCGAGCCCGCGCCACUCGCCGGGUACAACAGCUACCGCAUCACCCAGCUCAUCGACGUGUGGUUUGCCGCGCACCCGUUGUCAAUCGCCCUCUCGAAGACGCUCCUGCUGCGCGCCGUCCGGGGCAACUCCUACGACCCUCUCCUGCUCGCGGUCAUCCUGGGGGGCGCUCAGCUGGAACUCGGGGACGUGGAGGCGAUCGCGGAAUCCGAGAAACUCAUGCGAUGGGCCUCGUCGCGGCUGCAGUACAUCUCGACCGCCUCGUCUGACCUCUCGACGGCACAGGCCCUGAGCUUGCUGGCGUGGCAUGAAACGUGCCAGGGGAACGACCUUCAAGCGCUGGCGUACAGCAUCUACGCCAAUCGCACGGUGACGCGGCUCACUAUGGACACCCUGGCGCGGUCCUCGCGAGACGUGCGGCAGAUCAACGGCAUCAACCUGGUGCAGAUCGAGCUGGAGAUGAUGCAUGUGCUCGGGUGGAUGACGCUGGCCCUGAUGGUAUGGUAUUUCACGCACCUGGAGAUCGUGGACGACAGCCUACCAGCGCUGGCCAUGAUGAACGCCCACCCGCCCAUGAACAAGCACGCCUCCCUGAUCCUGCGCCUCGACAGGGCAGCAGACAACCUCUCCACCCUCCCCCACCAAAGCGCCUGGAUCCAAGAGAUCUGGACGAUCAGCCACAUCACCUCCGCCGUCGUGCACCUCAACUCCAUCUGCCCGCGGCGGUCCAACGCCCCUGAGUCGCCACUCUCGCAGCAGAACUCCUGGCAAACCCAGCUGCACCAGCAACUUCGCAACAUCCAGCUCUACAAAGUCGACCUGGGCAACCUCUGCGGCGAGGCCCGCGCCGUACUCGCCCGCAACGUGCAGAUUAUCGAGGCCAACAUGGAGGACCGCGAGGCCCAGACCUGGAUCCUAACCGCCUACCGCACGCUCCUCAUCCACCUCCUCUUCCCGCGCAUGGACAUGGGUAUGGGCAUGGACGCCAUCGCCGUCACGGUGGACCUCGUCCAGAGCCUCACCGACUGCAUCUCCUUCUUUUCCCACAGCUUCCCCGUCCUCGCCAACCUCCCCUCCUCCACCGCCGCCCUCACCCCGUCCAGCACCCAGUCCUACGUCCGCUCCUACAUGGCCGGUCUUGAGGCCUGCGGCAGCGCCAUCGACACCCUCUUCUCCCUGUCCCACAAGCAAUGGCAGUGCUGGGAGCCCCCUGUCCUCCAGGGCCUCGCUCGUCUGCUGGGGCUGGCCACGAAACUUGACUCGCUUUUCGCAGAUGAUACUCUCCUCACCGACUGGCGCUGGCGCACUGUCAAGGACCGGUUCCAUCGUCUCUCGAAAUACAAACAGGAACUCGAUCUCCAACAAUCCGUUCCACCCGUCUGGGACGGCAUGACUGUGCCUAUCUAUGCCAACACGCCGGGGGAACUUCCCUACGUCACGGGGUUUAGUACGGUGGAUGCUGCGUUUCAAUGA